AUGUAUAAGGCUUAUGUUGCUAAAGCUGGUUUUGAUGUAAGAAAAGGUUCUACAAAGUUAAACAAUAAGUCACGUGUUCUUACUCAUCAGUCUAUGUUGUGCAGUAGAGAGGGAUUUCCUCAAAGUGUUUAUGUAGACACAACUGAUUCUAAAAAAAAUAAAGCUCAAAGAAAUUCUAAUAUUAAAAGGAAAGGAUGUCCAACUUUUGCAAAAUUUAAAAGAGUAGGAAAUUCAGAAGUUUUUGAGCUAUACAAAUUUGAAGAAAGGCAUAAUCAUGAUUUGGUUACAGAAGAUUAUAAGCGUUUCUUGAGGUCUAACAGACAAUUGGAUAAUGCUGCUCAAGAAUUCAUUGAGAAGAUGGGAAUGGUAAAGAUUGGUCCAAUGAAAGCAUACACGAUAAUGCAAGAAUUAAGAGGCUCAAACAAUGUUGGAGGGAUUGUUGUUGACUACAAGAAUCAAUCUAGAAAAGUGAAUUGUUUUAUUGAAAAGGAUGAUGCACAGAUGGCUGAUGAAGUUGCAAAGGCAAAUUAUAGAGAAUUUGGUGAUGUUUAUCAUAUUGUAUUUGCUCCUUUCACAGGAAUUGAUAACCAUAGAAAGAGUGUUAUUUCUGCAGUUGGUCUUUUGAGUAGUGAAACUAUAGAGUCUUAUUUAUGGCUCCUUAAAACGUUUUUGAAGACUUUUGGUAAACAACCUACUGUUGUUCUCACUGAUGAAGAUGCACCAAUGAAAAUUGCAAUUGAUAGAAUAUUUAUUGAUUCACGUCAUCGGUUAUGUAUGUGGCACAUCACCCAAAAGUUGCCUUCUAAGGUAUGUGCUGAAGUUUCUAAUGAUAUGAAAUUCAAGAAACGUUUCAAUAAGCUAAUUUGGAAUUCUAGGAUAGAUGCUUCUGAGUUUGAUAAUAGAUGGAGAAGUUUUAUUGAAGAUUAUAAGCUCCAAGAGGUUUCAUGGUUUUCGAAAAUGUUUGAUAUGAGAGAAAGUUGGAUUCCAGCAUAUUUUAGAGACAUGUCAUUGUCUGGUUUGAUGAGGACCACUUCUAGGAAUCAAGUUUUGAAUGCUCUUGUUCAUUGUUCUUUUAGCAUGGUAUAUUGUGCAGAUGAGGCCUCAUCAUCAUCAUCAUCAUCAUUGUUAUAUGAUCCUCUUUCUCAUCAGUUUUUGAGUUUUGUGGAAGAAAGUGAGUCUAUUUUGAGUAAAGAUGCGGAUAAGCUUAAGGAGUUUUUGAGCUCAUUAAAGAAGCAAAGUUGA
Molecule: messenger RNA, 1242 nt
Organism: Lactuca sativa (garden lettuce)
Lineage: Eukaryota; Viridiplantae; Streptophyta; Magnoliopsida; Asterales; Asteraceae
Product: protein FAR1-RELATED SEQUENCE 5
Source: RefSeq, a predicted model, not a curated record